This is a messenger RNA of Heterobasidion irregulare TC 32-1, 1838 nucleotides long. RefSeq lists its product as uncharacterized. NCBI's taxonomy places the organism in Eukaryota, Fungi, Basidiomycota, Agaricomycetes, Russulales, Bondarzewiaceae. Gene Ontology annotation, molecular function: FAD binding. Bases 33 to 1838 code for a protein of 601 amino acids. The record is from RefSeq and is a predicted model, not a curated record. The transcript is spliced from 16 exons.
CCCAGCUCCGCCUCUUGAUCCGAACCGUCCACAUGUCGUCCAUCCCAGAGUCCAAAGUCGAUGUCCUCAUUCUCGGUGCCGGCCCCGCAGGCGUGAUGUGCGCGAAUGGCCUCGCGAAGGCAGGUGUCAACGUGAGGAUCAUUGAUAAACGACCCAGUACACUUGCUGCGGGACAAGCGGAUGGUAUUCAACCGCGCACCAUCGAGGUCUUGCAGAGCUAUGGGCUUGCCGACGCCCUCAUAAGUCAAGCAGCCCAGCUGCACAUGGCAGCCUUCUAUAAUCCUGCCCCCAAUGGGGGAAUCGAGUGCACGGGUCGUGCGCCCGAUGUGACCGCGCCUACAGCUAGAUUCCCGUUCGAGCUCACAUUGCACCAAGGCGCGAUCGAGAAAGUCUUCCUAGAUUCUAUGCGUCAAGAAGGGCUGGAGGUCGAGCGACCUAAAAUUCCUACGUCUCUGGAAAUCUCAACAGACGAAGCGGCGCUCAGCGAUCCCCACGCGUAUGCUGUCAAGGUCGUCCUGAAAAGCUUAGAUGUCGCUGAUGGUGCAGAUGACACCGAAAUCGUACAUGCCAAAUACGUCCUAGGUUCAGACGGUGCUCAUUCGUGGGUCCGUAAGACAUUGGGGAUCAACAUGGACGGCGAGCAGACGGAGUAUAUUUGGGGCGUUAUCGACAUGGUCCCGUCACCCGAAACGAACUUUCCAGAUUAUCGAAACAGAUGCGCGAUCCACAGUGAAAACGGCUCCUGCAUGAUCAUCCCGCGCGAAGGCGACAAGAUUCGUCUCUAUCUUCAGUUGACCAAUGCCGAUGUGGUCGACCCUGCCACCGGACGUGUAGACAUGAACAGGUUCGGUCCUGAUAAGCUUUUGGAGGUGGCGAAGAAGUCGUUCUAUCCCUACAUCAUGACCACAACGCUGGAAAAGAUUGAUUGGUGGACGAUCUAUAUCAUCGGGCAACGUGUUGCGUCCAAGUUCUCUGUGAAUGAGAGAGUGUUCAUCGCCGGUGAUGCUUGUCAUACACAUUCGCCGAAAGCUGGCCAAGGGAUGAACGCGAGCAUGAACGAUACUCACAACUUGAUCUGGAAAUUGACUCAUGUUUUGCGGGGCUGGGCCGAUCUGUCCCUCCUAAAGACUUACGAGUUCGAGCGAAGGAAAUACGCACAAGACCUCAUAGCCUUCGACAAGAAGUUCUCCGCACUUUUCUCCGGAAAGCCGAAGUCGGAAGAAUACGCUGACGGUGUGACACACGAGGAAUUCUUGCAGGCCUUCCAAGCGUUCGGAGCCUUCACGUCUGGAAUCGGCAUCCACUACGCACAAUCGGCCCUGACGUCCACGACCCACCAAGCUGCUGCCUCGAACUUGAUCAUCGGGCAACGCAUCCUUCCGCAAGUCGUGCUGCGCAUGGCGGACCGGCGGGCUAUCGACAUUCAGGACGUCUGCCCCGCCGACACGCGCUUCAAGGUGCUCGUGUUCACCGGCGACCUCCGCGAUCCCGCACAACGUGCGCGCGUUGAGAAGUUCGCCGCAGAGCUCGGGAGGAAGGACGGGUUCUUCAGGGCGAUCGGUGAGACGAAAGCAGAAAGCAUCUAUGAUGUGCUGUCAAUCUUGAAGGGCAAGAAAGAGGAAGGCAGCCAUUUCGAUGUGCCGGAGAUCCUGAGAGUCCUUCUGGACGAUACUGAUGUCACGAACAAGAAAGGCGGCAAAGUGUAUGAAACGUAUGGUGUCGGUCCAGAGGGAGCAGUCGUCGUCGUUCGUCCAGACGGAUAUGUGGGCACCGUCGCACCUUUGGAUCAGGUCAAGACCCUUGAUGGGUAUUUCGCUGAGUUUAUGAGGUCAAAUUGA